UAGAUUUGUCUAGUGCAUCGACAGGUGAUUUCUCUCCCUUGGCUUUCCAUUUGACAUUCUUUUUAGCUUAGGGGGCCCUAGUAGUCGCAAGAAUAACGCAAGACCAGGACUCUGAAAAGUGAGAAAAAGAUUAGGGAUUGACCAGGACACAUUAUGAAUUCCGAAGCGGACUACACCCUGUGUAAUCUGGACUCACAUCACGGUUAUCAGAACGCCUACGGUUCCGGUACAGAUAUUUACGGAUUCCACUCUCUCAAUGGACGUAGCAGCCUGGACACCGGUCAAGCGUGCGGUGCCUACUACAGCGGGGACUCCCUUUCGCCGCAGCUGGGCACUCCGGGAGAGCUCCCUCUGGGCUCCGGAGGUAACCAGCCGUCGAUGGGAUACGCUUCGGCCGGGGUGCUGAGCAACAGGCAGUCCGGCAGGGGCGCCAUUCACGGGUAUCCUCACAGCAUACCCGCCGCCCACCAUCACCAUCAGCACCAUCAACAACAGCAGCAUCAGCACCACCACCACAACGGCGGGGGAGGACAGCACCACGCCUACGCCACCCACGACCUGUCCAUGACCACAUCCACCGACUGCUACACCUCAUCUCAACAGCAGCACCACGGCUUGAGCACGGCGCCCAACUUCCUGGAAAUCGCCACCGUGCGCUCCGGAUACCACACGUCCAGCCUCGACUCGGUCAAAUACGGCUCCGGCAGCCCUGGCCCUGGUCACCUGAUGGGCUCUCCGGCCGGAAUGACCAACGGCUACCUGCCGGCGCCCCAGCCGACAUCCUCACCACUCAAAUCCGAGGUGUGCACAACCCCACAGGGGGUUCAAGGAAAACCGUUCCGUUGGAUGACUAUCAAAAGGAACCCCACCAAACCAGCCGGGAAAACAUCAGAAUUUUCUACAACCGGAAAUAGCUACACUCCAACCAACCAAUCGCCUCACGCUACCAAUGGCUCCACCCAAGCCGGCGCUGUCGGAGCGGCUGGUUCGGGGCGCACCAACUUCACCAACAAACAAUUGACCGAACUCGAGAAAGAGUUCCACUUCAAUAAAUACCUGACACGGGCCCGCCGGAUCGAGAUUGCCGCGGCCCUGGGGCUGAAUGAAACCCAGGUGAAGAUCUGGUUCCAGAAUCGGCGGAUGAAGCAGAAGAAGCGCAUGCGCGAGAUUCAGUUCGAGAAAGUGAACAGUGACACUUGCCAACAGUUAGGGAUGGACGGACUCACGGUGCCCAAUAUGGCGGCCCUAUGUCACGAUACAAGAUAAUUCCUGGUUGGGUUUUCUUUUGUUUGGUAGAGUUUCUUUUUCUGUUUCUGUGUUUAUUUUGCAAGAGUGGCUGUGUCGUACAAACCUAGCGAUAUCGUCAACCAUGACUUGUCAUUAUUCAGCAAGGUAGAUAACUUCUAGUUUGCCGUACAGGAAGUAUGACCCCCGAACGAUCUCUUCUUGCACCGGAUGUGAUUCGCCCUCUCCUAGAAGGAAUUAAGAUUUGUUUUUUAAAAUACUAUUGUGGCAGACUUUGAGACACUUUCAAAGUGAGGAGUCACGCUUGAUUUGCUUGGAAAGGUGAGAGUAUGUCUUCCCUUUGCCCCCCUCCCCAAAUGACGUCAUUAAAACAGUAAAACGUUUGCCAGCACCACCAGGUGCUAUAGGAUCGAGGGGGAAGAUGACAUUGAGAUGGCAAGACAUGUAGUUGACCAGCUCUAGCUGCACAUCUAGAGGCAUGACUUCACGAAAUGCCGUAAAGGUUGGCAUUUUUUUUUUCACCGAGUCAAAGGUCGUGAAACACUGAGACAACAUGAGUAUCUUCGAAACAAUUCUUCUGCAGCUUAGACGUCAUAUUGUAGGAAAGGAUAACUCUAUAUUGUCAUCAUCACUUGUCAACACGUCUGUAUCCAGAUCUCGGCGCCAUGCACUUCUGGGCCGUCCACUCUCCCUCUUUCCUUUGGGGCUUAUCUUGUGAAUGUUGGAUGCUGUCUAGGAAAGGAUAAUUCCAUAUGCUAGGAAAUGACAACUCCAGACUAAACUACAAAACCCAGUGACAAACCAUGGUUUGUUAAAUCUUAUCACAUUGAACAAUAUUAAUCCCCGGAUGUUGAUUAAGGUACGCCCUUACAGCCCACUCACACGCCACGCUGUUGUUUCAGACCCCGAGCCGAACUCUCCGCUGGGGGGGUUGAAACGUCACUAAGCAUCCAACAGAGUGUUGAGACAGCAUGAUAUUAUAGGCCUACAGCCAUACCAAUGACAAAUCCAAUGUCAAACUGACACUCUACCCUAUUUAUUUCUUGGACGUCUCAACUUGUUCAUCGAUUUCAUUGAGUUUUUGGACCCUAAAUGGGAUCGACUGAUUGAAUGAUUGACUGACUGAUUGAGUGAAUUGCCCAUUGAAUAAAUCUUAAUUUAAUGAUGUUUCUCUCUCUGUAAUGUUACGUGUUGCGUAGAAGAUUGUUGUCUCAUCCCAAUGACACGUGCGUCUGAUAAAGUUUUAAAUGAGGUGUCGUCCCAAAACAUACUAUUGACAUUCGAUUUAGUUUCUUUCUUUCUUCUAUUAUUAUUAUUAUUAUUAUUAUUAUCACCCUUACGUUACAUGAAGUCUUUUUUCAUUUGAGGGCCAGAGUACCACUGUAUGUUUAUCUUAAAUACAUACUAUGUGAUGAUACUAUGUGUUACUGCAGAAGACGAUGCAACUUAUGCUACUAGUUUGCUUAAGUUUUAUUUAGCAUCUCCGAGAUAGUUGGCAUUGUUAUAGGCAAGAAGAGAUGUCAAUUGUGUCAUUUUAGUGCUAAAAGUCAAAGUCUGGACGAACAAAGAAUUUAAAGAAGACUUCUGACAGUAAUCUACAAUUCUCGUCUGUGAGCACAAUAUAUCAGAGAAACAGCUGUAGAUUGGCAAAGACCUGGAAGAGGAUUUAUGGGUUGCAUAAGAUAGUGAGUUUUGAGUCAGUUUUGACGUUUUGACCCCCAGUCAUAGCCAACGUAGCCACGUCUUCAAAAUAGUUUUGGCCCAUUGCCUCUUACGUCACAAAACUCACUAAACUGAUGAAAAAACAACAGACGACCACAUGGUCACCAUAUAUUUUACACUUGCAUCACUAAGUUUGUCAUAGUAGGACAAGUCUGGAGGAUGGGUAAAGGGGGCAUCUUGCCCCACUUGCCUCAAUAUAUCUGUAGGCCUUUUUUUUCCUUUCUAUUUGCCCGUAAUCCUCUAUCCUUUCUUAUAAAGUGAAUAUAUGUCUGUCUGUCUGGUACGAAUUUCGAAAACAUUAUUUUUCACGCGUUCCAUUCUGGUGUCAAGUUGAAACUUUGCCCGAUUCAUCUUUGUUCCUAACAAAACAUGAAUCGAUCAAACAAUUAAGAAGAUAAUUAAAUAGUGGUAAUUAAUUAAUGUUAUUUGAUUUCGAAAAAGGGAAAUAUAUAUCAUAGUAUUGAGAUGUAUUGCUGUGAAUUUGGCGUUUUCCACUUAAGUUAAUAAUUUUUUUUUAAUUUUUUUUUGCUUGUUUUUCACCAUUAAAUUCGAGACUAUCCUAAUUAGACUGGGCGCGGUGGCUGAGCGAUAAAGCACUUGGCUUGUGAACCGGCUUCGAAUCCUGGUGAACACUGGGAUUUUUAAUCUCGUGACCUUUAGGGCGCCUCUGAGACCACCCAACUCUAAUGGGUAACUGACAUUAGUUUGGGAAAAGUAAAGCCGGUUGGUCAUUGUGCUGGCCACAUGACUUCCUAGUUAACCCUGGGCCACAGAAACAGAUAAACUCAUCAUCUGCCCUAUAGAUUGCGAAAUCUUAAAGGGGAACUUUGCUAUCCUAAUUCUGAUAUUGGGGUGUGAAAAACAUGACAGAAGAUAGAUAACAAGAUAAUCACCUUACAUUUAUCUUGUAUAGUAGCUAGCCAUUCUCAACUCUUGUGAGCAAAGAGUUUAAGUUAAUAACAAAGAGUCGUCUCGCAAUGGGAGAUCAUUAUUACACUUAAUGUAUGAACAAAGAAAGAUGAUUCAUAAACUAGACUUAUCCCCACCUGCCUAUAGCAUCUCGUGUGUAAGAGUGUCGGUGUGUCUCUAAGGCCUGGGGCAGAAUUUAUGGCUUACUCUAAGUCCACUGGGUUUGACAAAGCCAUUAUGUCCCCUCCUCCUCCUCAACCAACCCCGCUGUCUCCCUUCGCGUCUUGCUCAUUCAUGAACUAUGUCUGACAUAUGACACAUUGACAUGCCACAAUAAACGUUGUCCUUCAAAAACAUGACCAAGACGCUCGUGUCACGUCUUAAAUACGCGAAUAGUGAGAAGAAAAUGACAUCGGAAAAAAAUAAGUCCUUUGUGGAGGUGUGGGCGAUGAAUGGACACGGAAUAUUACCCAAAUAGUGUUCUGUGUUACUGAAGUGUGUUGGCUUCUAGUCACUAUGUACACACACACAUACUCACACGCAUACGUACAUAAAAUAAAUUAUGGCUUAAUAGCGCUACUUUCAUGCUUAUAUGCUCAGAGCGCUAUGGUCCAAUCUCGGACCAGUGGGUGCGAGGGGGUAACUAGAGAAGGUUUUGCCGGUAGGCACUCAGUAAACACAACUCUGCCCGAGUCGGGUGUCGAACCUCGAACCUCGAGCCCCUUUUAUAGCUAGCCAAGCCAAGCCAAGUUCAGCACUUAGCCUCUCGACCACGUGGAAAUCCCAAUCACUUGCAAUAACGCAUUUCAGGCUGGGAUAGGUUGCAAUUACUUCUGAAUCUUUUCUUGUCAGAAGAUUUAAUGUCACUUUACAUAAAGUGCAUAUUUUGCAUUCGAUCAGAGCUAAGCCACGGAAGCUCUAACAAAACAGUAGAAAGAUCUAGCGAGUCUGGAGAGUAAGGAGUAUUUCACGUUCCUUAGCAAUGUUACCUGGGUUCUAGUGCAUUCUGGGUUCUUUGCGCCGCGGCCUUGGCAGCAGAUCUCGUCGUUUUCGGAAGCCACUUGCUGCUAGGUGUUCUCCGCUAUGCCAAUUUUAGCGGCCUCCAAAAGGGGAAAAGAAGUUCACGACAUUUCGUUCACCCGACAAUUCGUUUACCGACAACUUGUUCACCGACAACUUGUUCGCCGACAGUUGGUUCACGACAAAUCGUUCACACGACUAUUCGUUCAGAGACAAAUUGUUCACAGAAAAAAAUCGUUCGCUGGACAGUAACAUAUUGUUAAUAUUAUAUAUUCUCGUCGCGUGUUUAAUUUAUAUUUACAUUAAAACUUUUGUAGCUAUUUUUUCCCCAAAAAAAUUGAUUGCUAGAUAUCGGGCCUAAUCCGAGUUUCUUUAUUUUUUUUGUUGUUGUUAAUUCUUUGUUAAUGAGGACAGUAUGCGAUAAAAAUUAUAUUUAAAAAAAAAAGAGAUCUUACAAGCUAGCUGAAAAUUUUUUUAGUUUUGUGUGGAAUGUCUGUCCGUCCGUCCGUCCGUCCGGUUUAGAUCUCGUAAACUAGCAAAGAUAGUGAAAAUCCGACAUCAUAAUAUUUUAGUCCAUUCAAAGUUCUGAUGCAACGGCUACUUUUUUUUUUUCUGAAAGCGAAAAAUUUAAUUUUUUAAAUCACUAAUGCAAGCAGUUUUUUCAUAAAAAUACACCACUUUUACAAAUAUUCACUAUUAGUAGUAUCAAACACCGAAGGCCCUUUACAAGGGACUACAAAUGUAUCGUAUUCUAAACACAAUUAUGCAAAUGGUUUUAGAUUUUUUGUGAAAAACAUUUGUUUUACAUUUUAAUUGCUAAGUUACGUACGUUCUGUCAUACUAAUUAACUACAUUUACACACACACAAAAUGUUUAUCUCUUUUUUUUUAAGAGAAAAAAUCUAUUUAGUAUGCAUAUAUAAGUUAGACAUAAUUUAUAACAACAAUUAAUAACUAGUUUUUCAUAUUAUCGCGUGACCUGCAGUAGUGUAUUAUAAUUACAGAACAUUUAACUAACGGAUAUUUUUUUUUCCUGAAGAUUUAAAUAAGAGGUUGACACUUUACAAAACAAUUAUGUCGAUUAGAUAUUCAUUAUAAAACAUCAGUUAGGCCAGGUUUACAUAUACCUCACAUUCACUUUCACCUAUCCUUUAAUCUGCUGGACCGCUGGGGCACCACACAAGAUCUGUCAACCUUCUUUCUCCAUUCUUCUCUAACAUUUGUCUUUGAUAGAAUUUCAUUCUGAUAUUCUUUCUGAAAAUAUUGAAACCUUCCUUUUUACCUGGCUGGGUAGACCACUUCGGGGGCCAAUUUUGAGUUUGUUUUUCACACAAACUGUCUUAAUAACCUUUUUUUUUUACAUUUUAUUUUAUUUUUACUUAGACUUGAUUCCGCGCUGAUCGGCGCAUUAAUCGGCAAGCUGUCUCCACAAAGAUCUGUCACUGGCAAUGUCUGAAGCCUCUUCCCACCUGGUGUCCACAGCUCUGAGUUCCUCCAUGAAAGUGUGGCGCCAAGUUAUACGGCGACGUCUCUGUCUUGCGUUUUCCUCGUAUUAGCCUCCAUGUCAUUGCAACUCUUGGGAUGCGUAAUUCAUUCUGUCGGAGGACAUGUCCCGCAAACCUCAUGCGACGCUGGGUCAAAACCUCAUUAAGAGGCAGUUGUGCAUCAGAUUUCUGUGUUGAAAAGGUCAUUAUGUGAUUAACAGUUUGGAAGAACAAGUGUACGAAAGACUGGAAGACACACUAUUGGGCGUUUGUUUGUAUCUAAUGACAGUAUUCUAGGGAACCUAUCAUGUAUCAUAGUAGCAGCCUAUGUAUAUCAAUAGAAAAGUUGCAGAUUAUCGCAAUACUUGCCACAAAUCAAAAGCAGACAAUUAUUCACAGCAUAGGGGAAAAAGUAAAAUGUAAAAAUACUUUUAAAAGCUUUAAAAAAAAAAACUUACAGGGAAACUAUACUGUAACAUUUAUUUCCCCUUUUUCUAUACCAAACAAAAUUAAUUUCCACUAAUUAAUUGACUAAUUUCUUAAUUUUUUUAAAUGGAUUCGUGUUUUGUUUAAGACAAUGAAUAAUUUGUGCUACAUUUCAACUUGAUACGAGAAUGGCUCGUUGGAGAAAUAAAGUGUACAACAUUUUUACCUGACAGACAGACAGACAGACAGACAGACAGACAGACGUCCCCUGCCUAUCUAUGGUAGCCUAUGGCCUAGGACAUAAUUAUCUUCAUUGUUGAAGAUACCUCUAAAACGUGCAUUGAUUACUUUUUAUUUAAAAAUAGUGUUUAAAAAUUGAGAAAAAAAAAUGGAAUAAAAAGCGACCUGUUGUUAAUUGUACUCUUUCAGCCACCCUUCCCCCCCCCC
This is a messenger RNA of Biomphalaria glabrata, 7252 nucleotides long. Its product is annotated as homeobox protein Hox-B1a-like. The transcript has 2 exons. Gene Ontology annotation, molecular function: DNA-binding transcription factor activity, RNA polymerase II-specific; RNA polymerase II cis-regulatory region sequence-specific DNA binding. Gene Ontology annotation, biological process: regulation of transcription by RNA polymerase II. Bases 154 to 1266 code for a protein of 370 amino acids. NCBI's taxonomy places the organism in Eukaryota, Metazoa, Mollusca, Gastropoda, Planorbidae. The record is from RefSeq and is a predicted model, not a curated record. Gene Ontology annotation, cellular component: nucleus.